Messenger RNA from Haemonchus placei, 642 nucleotides. The record is from the annotation of a GenBank genome assembly. Lineage: Eukaryota; Metazoa; Nematoda; Chromadorea; Rhabditida; Trichostrongylidae.
AUGCCAUCUAGGAAUAAACUAAGGAAGACCAGCAGUGCUAAUAUCACAUCAUCCGAGUGCUCAAAAGAGUUGCGUGAUCUACCGGAGAAGGACUAUCAUCAGCUCCUCGCCUCAGUGGCUGGAUUACCCAAGAAGAUUUUGGCAUCGGAAUCAGGAGGAGUAUCUCCUGGAGCUGGCGCUGAUGUGGUAACUUGUGGACGUGAACAAGAAAAGCUAACGCCAGCUGCGCAAUCAUGUCUGGAAAAGCUGGUAGGCGAGAUCAAGAAUAACAACAACAGCUUCAUGGACUACAAAAUCGGAAAAUGUACAACGUUCGAUGAUUCCGUCAUGACUAGAAGAAUAGAGGCGUUUUCAGCUUUCACUUCAACUAAAAAGAAACCGGUGCGGUAUGAAAAGGAAGAUAUGAAGUUUAUAGAUGAAGACAAUGACGUAGAGAUGAUGGAUUUGAGUUCGAAAAGUGGUCUCACACUAACAUUCACCCGUGGUAAUCACGAACAAACUGCAACAGAGUAUAUGGACGACGAUAUAGAAGCCGGUUUGAAGCCUCUCGGCGAUAUCCCACCUACCAAUACUUUCUUCGAUGAAUGGAACGAAGUGAGCAUUUUUAGUACUUGCUUUUUUUAUCGAUCUUUUCGCUUUUGA